AUGAAAACUACCACUAUUGUGAGUUACAAAUUUAAUGUUAAUGGUGAGUGUUCUGAUGUUUUGCAUGCCAAGAGAGGAAUUAGACAAGGGAAUCCCAUUUCCCCUAUGUUGUUUGUCAUAAUGGUGGAGUACAUGAAUAGGUUGAUGGUGAAAAUGCCGCAAAAUUCAAACUUCAAUCAUUAUAGUAAAUGUGAGAAGUUAGCUCUUACUCAUAUGGCUUUUGCUGAUGAUGUUUUGUUAUUCUGUAGAGGCGAUCUUAUGUCAUUUGAGCUGAUAUUGGAAGCUUUCAAGAAAUUCUCUGAUUCAACAUGUCUCAUAGUUAAUCCUAGAAAGUGUAAGUUGUUUUGUGGUGGUAUGGAAACUAGUCUUAUCCAGGAGGUUGAAAGGCUUUCUGGUUUUGAAGAGGGUCAGCUCCCAGUGAGAUGCCUUGGUGUUCCCCUGCUCAGUAAGAAACUGAGUGUGAACCAUUACCUUCCUUCGGUGGAUAGGAUUUUCUGUAGGAUUAGGCAUUGGUCUGCUAAGCUUCUUAGUACUGCUAGCAGGAUUCAAUUGGUGAAGAGUAUCACUAUGGCCAUUGCUCAGUAUUGGAUAACUUACUUUCCAAUCCCUAUGUUGGUGAUUCAAAAAAUUGAGGCUAUUUGCAGGUCUUUUAUCUGGACUGGUAAGGCUGAGAUUAGUAGGAGAAUCCCUAUGGCUUGGUCUAAAGUUUGCAGCCUUAUUAGCCAAGGUGGCUUGAAUAUCAUUAAUAUUGGCAUUUGGAAUAAGGUGUCCAUGCUCAAGUGCCUGUGCAAUAUCUGUAUGAAGGUGGAUAACCAUUGGGUAAAGUGGGUUCACACUUACUACCUAAAAGAUGAGGACGUAAAGAAUGCUGACUUGAAGAAUACAAGUUCGUGGAUUUUGAAAGUUGUUAUGUUAAGUAGAGGCACUGUGAACCAGAUACAGGAUCUCUGGGUUACAAUGCUGACAAACUGUAAGUUUUCAAUGAGGAAGACCUACAUGGAACUAAUUAGAAAUCAAAGUCCUACUGAUUUGUUCCAAGUUAUUAGAAACAAUUAUGCUAGACCUCAUGCUGACUUGACCUGCUGGUUGGCGUGCCAUGGUCUUCUGGCCAUGAAGGAGAAAAAUGAUGAAAUUGGGUUUGUUGCCAGAUGA
Molecule: messenger RNA, 1152 nt
Organism: Lathyrus sativus (Indian pea)
Lineage: Eukaryota; Viridiplantae; Streptophyta; Magnoliopsida; Fabales; Fabaceae
Source: the annotation of a GenBank genome assembly